GUUGAUCUUGAUUGCAAUGGAAGUGGGAAAUGUUUUCAUUUACAUUACAGUUAUUUUGUCAGCUUUCACUUCAUUAGUGCAUAGUCUUCGAAUAAGUAACAUGACUUAUAUUGAAAUCCAAGGAAAAGCAUGUUUUAGACGUAUGAAUGGAACACAUCAGAUUGGCUGUUCAUCUGAAACAAAGGGGAAUGUUGGCAUUUUAUAUCACAUCACUGGUGAUAAUGAUACAGAAUGGUUACUGAAGAAAGGCCCUAAUAAACCAUACAUUGUGCUACUUAAUUCUCUACAGUUCAAAUUAGAUUUUGUAAAAAAGUUAAAGAACUCAGGGAAAGUAAACGGUAUAAUUGUAAUACAUGUUCUACAGAAUGAAACAUUAACACCAUUUCCACCAGAGGGAUUCUCUCCUGACAGUUCCUGUCCUAAUGAUAGAUAUGGUUUAUACCAUGAGGAUAAAAAUUAUGGAAACUGUCAGAAUGUAACAUGGAAUCCUGUAGGGCAUGGUAUGAUGUUUGAGGACUUUGACAAGUUCCCUAUCUUUGUGGUCAUUAACCAGACUGAGGUUGAUAUUCUGAUACAGGAUUGUUACGAGAAGUAUAACAAACCUUUACCAGAUGGUUCUGUCAGGGAAUAUCCUCUGUGUGCUGUACAGCUGAAAGAUACAAUGUCUGGUGCUAAAGAUGCUAAAACCUGUUACCGUAGAACACAAGUCCCUACCAAUCUUAACCCAGACACCUACUGUGAUCCUCUGGGAGACCACAAUGUCAUAGCUACAAUAAAAGCUGUACCUAACCAGGAUGUUUACCCUAACAAAUCUGUAAUAGUGGCUGCAGCAAGGCUUGAUUCAUUUUCUAUGUUUGAAAAUAUCUAUCCAAGUGCAGACAACCAUGUAACUGGAAUUGUGGGAUUGCUAGCAGCUGCAGAAGCUCUGUCAAAAUAUAAAGAUGACAUCAUCAAUAAUACUGGUGCCAGAGAUGUCCUCUUCGCUUUUUUUCAAGGUGAAGCCUUUGAUUACAUUGGAUCAUCUAGAACAGUUUAUGACAUGCAACAUAAUGUAUUCCCAAUGGUUGAGGAGACAGGGAAAUCUACUCUACAUUUGGUCAACUUUAGUCAUAUAUCACACUUUGUAGAGGUCAAUCAGCUUGGAUAUCGAGAUGAUGGUAAAGUCUGGCUCCAUACUGACCCUCUAAGUCAAAAUAAUACACAAACAUCUCAAGAGAUUGACAAGAUGAUACAACUGAUAAAGAGUGUAGCUGACAAUAUGAGUUUAGGUAUAGGAGAAAACAGUAAAUCACAGCCACUACCUCCAGCCUCUGUACAGAGGUUCCUCAGGAAGGUCAAGAUUCCAGCAGUAGUUUUCAGUGACCACCAACACAGUUAUACUAAUAAAUAUUAUAACAGUAGAUUUGAUAUCGCCAAAGCAAUUGAAGCCAAUACCAACGACUCAAAUAUUAUCACAGAGCAAGCCAAAAACUUAACUAGGAUAUCUACCAUGUUAGCAAGAACCUUAUAUAAAUUGUCUACAGGUCGAGAUGCUCCUCAGGAUAUGACAAGUUCUGAAUCUACAGUGAAUGACUUGUUGUUUUGUUAUCUGAUAUCAAGACAGUGUGAAAUGUUCAGAAGAGUUUUAGAUGAUACUGAUAACAAAAAUCUGGAUGAGAGUAGUCUCCCUUACCCAUUCUAUGUCAGUGUCACAAGUACCAAUAACCAGGUUACCUAUUUAACCAAGAGACUUUUGAGUUACUUUAUUGGAGAUAGAGUCAACAAUACAAAAGCCAACUGUAAACAGCCUGAAAAUGAUAAGGUUAACCAGUAUAUGUGGAUGCAGGGAGAAAAGAAUACAACAACAGACAAGAGACAAGGGUUCUGUAGCAGAAGUACAGCAGUGUACACCUUAGCUCAAUCUCCUCUGUUUGAUCAAGAUGAUUAUAAUUGGAAUAUAGAUGAAUACUCAGCCUGGACAGAGAGCAGUUGGCAAACAGAUUCCAUACAAAUGAGAAUUUUCUUAGUCCCUAGUAAACAUUUAGAAGUAGCCCUGUUGUGUUCAGGACUGGCCCUACUCAUUAUUUCCUUGGCUGCUGCCUAUUUUAUCAACCUGAAGGCAUCCAUUUUGUUCAGUAUUAACAGUUCACAAACUACAUAAGACAGUGACAUUGGUAGUAGGCCUUAUCCUGACUGUAGUCUUUAUGACCUUGACCUACUUUGUCAAUAAGAAGGCUGAUGUAUUAUUUUCACAGAGGAGGACAAGGAGAUAUUAGAACAAUAACAGUUUUUAAAAACAUUAACUUCAUUGUCUUUCAUUGAUUCAUAUGAUUAAAUCAUAUUUGUCACAAGAGUAGUUUUCAUCAAGUAGCAACUCUGAUCAUCGUACUUUUAUUUACUAACAAGAGUAGCAAUAGUCUGUAUGCCAAUUACAGAAAGGAUUCUAUAAAUUUGAUCCUUCUGUUUGCUCUUCAGUAGCACUGAAAAUUAAAACCCCUUCUAUAAAGGGAUUGAACUUGUACAAUGUAUCUGUAAAUACAGGGUCAUUCAAAAUUGACAAAUCGACUUUUCUCAUCAUCAUAUUCUAAUGAACAAAUUAAUGAUACACUUUUUGGAAUAAUAAAAUGAUGAAGUGAAGAAAUGCAACUAUUUGUCAAGGAGAACUUCUCUAUGACCAAUACCUACAUGUAUGUCACCUUCAUACAAUUAAGAGACCGGGAUUACUUUCUUUUUCAUACAAGAUUUUAAUCAGUCUUAGAUGGAGUUCCUUAAAUUGACUAAUAACAACACGUUUAUAUUGGGAAAUCAGCAAAAUAAAUGUUUUAUAGUGCCAUACACUAACAUUUUUGUGAUUUCCUGGAAAGGCUUUUUUUUCUCAAAAUUACACUUUUUUCCAUUAUUGUUUCACAUGUUCACAUAACAUUUUAUAAAUCAAUUAAUUACUGUGAUAUUUAAUUUGUGUAAAUUAAAAGAUAAGAUAAUUCAUUACUAACAUACAUUUUAAAUGUUAUACUACAAAUGUAAAUAAAUCACAUUUAUUAUAUGUAUUAUACCUCCACUCUAAAAGUAGCUAAAAUGCUGUCACCUUGUCUGUCACUCUAGCUGCUGUUCCAUCUCUUUCUUGUUCUGUUAUUUUGUCACACAUUUCUUAGCUUUUUAAACCGAAUAUUUCGUAUUUGAUGAGCAGCUUGAGAGUGAUCAUUUGUAAUGUGAAAGUACUUUUCUAAACAUAUAUAUUUAAAAAAUGUUUUGCAGUGUCCAAAUUAAUGAAGAAUAUCAAUAUUUUCCUACUCUUUUAUGUUAUAAAAAGUGUACCUUACAAAAAAGUGAAAAUAUACAUUGUCUCUUAAAUUGAAGUUAAUUUCAUUCACAGCAUUUAUAUUUUUAAGGUAAUGUUGUAAUAGUAAAUUCUCCACUGUGCAAUAUAUGAUAUACAUGAAAAUAUAAAUGUAAUGAAUAUUUUUGAUUUUUUUUUCCUGAUUCAGACCACAACUUUCCGAUACAAAUUCUGUUUGUAGAACUUAAUUCAUUUUGUGCAGAGUCUGAAAUAAGGAGUUCAGAAAUCCCAUGAACAAUUUUCUCAGGUACUACUGAACUGAAUGACUUUCUAUAUAAUCAACACCUUUGCAUUGAUGAGUUGUAAUGUGCGAAUGCUUUUUUUGGAUAUGUCUAAUGUCUUCUUCCUAUUUUGAAUACUUUGAAUUAUGAGUGGGGGUAUGCUAAGAACCGCAAUUUGUAUAAUGUCAGUAUAAUGCAUUGCUGUUCAUUACUGUACUGAUGUAAUAUGUAGUCCUACAUGUAUGUAUGCUUUGUUGAAGAUUUUUUGUUUUAAAUAAACCUCUUAUUAUCACGAUGUAAAUAUUUUUAACUUUAAUUUUCAUUCAAAAGUUUUUCAUAGUGUAGAUAUUCAUUAUUUAUUUCUACAUUAUUGCUUCUUAUGAUGACAAAAAAAUGUAGACACCCUACCUUAUAUUGAUAAUAACAAUAAAGUCCUUUCAUUUUAAGGAAAACAUUUUUUUGAAUUUCUCAGAUUUUGCAUGAAACCAUGCAAAUAAAUGUUUAUACUGGGAAUAAUGGCAGAAAUACAAACUGGCAAACUUUUGCUAGAAAAUAAUGGUGUACAUGUACCACCUUUGUCCAAUGGAAAUGGUUUUCAUGGUAUAUAAGCUAUAUCUUACAAGCCCCAUUUCUACAUUUGAGAGCACAAACAAAAGUGCAUGGUCAACUACAAUUUUUACAAAAAAAAAAAAUCCAAUUCAAAAUGCUGUCUAAAUGUGAUCUAUUGGCUUAAUACAAUGCAAUUCCACAAAAUGGAAACAAUCUUUAUGUUUCAGUGCUUAAAACACUUUAACCCAGCUUUUUUUGUUUAUUUUUACUAUAUAUCAUUGAGCUAUUGUCUCGUGUUAAAGUACAAUAUAUCAUCCUCUUUUAUGUAAUAUAUGGAUCAUGCAGAAAAGUAUGUAUUUGCCUGGUAGAUAAACCUUGAUUGAAUAUUAACCAAACUUGUACAUUAUUUCUUUGAAUGUUAGUGAAUAAAGAACAAACGUAAUAUGAUUAUUUGGUUUUAAUUUCAUUAUGAAGGAUUAUGUAUCAUUAAGUCCUGAGAUUAUUUUUGUAUUCCAUUUAAAUAUUUAUGUAAAUUUAUUGUUAUUUAUUUUAAAUGAAAACUGUGUUUCGGUAUGUGUGAGAAUUUUAUAUUUCACUAAUCAUUUGUAAUAUUGUGUAUGCUGAUGACUUAUAAAUGUGUAGUAAAGGUCAUAAGGAAAUGAUAGAUAAUUAGCUUCAUGAGUUUACUCUCAUUAGAGAAAUCUGUCAUACUGUCGGUUUCAUUUUAAGUGGGUCUCAUUGGGGUCUAAGCGUGACGCGGGAUUGCUGAUUUUUUGUAAGCGUGACACGGGAAAGUCGAAUUAUUGUGUCGUGACCCGGGAAAUGAAAAAAAAAAUGAGAAUUGCUUAGGUACAUAGUGUAAGCGGGAUACGGGAAUCUGACAAAACAGUAAGCGGGAUCCGGGAAUCUGACAAAACAGUAAGCGGGAUCCGGGAUCAGAACCCCCCAAUGAGACCCCCUUUUAAAACAUUUCAAUCCCAGUUCCUUACCAAGUGAAAAUACAAUGUAAUGUAUAUGUUCAAAUUGUUGUAAAACAAGUUUAUUUUCUCCAUCUCCUUAUCUGUUAUUUGUGAAAAAGGAGGAUAAUAGAGUGAAAUGCUAAACAUUUGAUUUUUGAUUUGAUCUUUAAGGGACCAGAAGAUUGAAUGUGAGGAAUUGAAACAGAUAACUGCUUAAAAACAUUUUCUGUGCAUAUAAUUGUAACUUUGCUAUUCUGUCUGAAACUAAAGUUUGUUGAUGUACACUUAAACAGCUUUAUUAGGUAGAUAUUACUGUGAUUUCGCACAAUUAAUUUUAAAGAUAGAAUAGAUGUUAGUGAAGUAUACAUUUGUUUUUUGCUUUCUGCUUGUUUAAUUUUUCAGUCAGCCAGAUACAUAAAGAAUUCAAAUUUAUCCAAAUUACCACUGGUCAAUAAAAAGUCAAUAAAAAGCCAUCACUUGAUGUGUGACAUCUGUUGUCAAUAAUAUUGUGUAAAUCUUGUUCUCUAAAACAUCAGGUAAAUUAGAACCAAACUUGGCCACAAUCAUGAAUAACUUCAAGAAAAAAACAUUGCUUCCAAAGUGUUUCCGAAAAGGAAUUUAAAAGAUAUUGUUUGUGUACAAUAUUGAGGUUAGUUUUUGGGUCUUUUUCUAAGAUCUUACUAGAUAUACUUUUACAAUGACACCAGCUGACAAAACCUAUUGGUUGGUUGUUUUAUUUUAUUGUUUGUUUUGUCUGAAAGAGGCAAGGUAAUAUUAAUGUGCUGAAAUUUAAAACAAAAAAUUGUCUCGACAAAAGUUAGAUUUCUUUGUUUGCAUAGAGAUAUUUGAGCAGGGUUUAUUUAAGCGACAAAUAUUAUGAUUUAUGAUUACUUGUUAUAAAGUGCUACAUAUUUCUUGUAUGAAUGUAUAUUAUGAGGACUAAAUAAAAUAAUGAUUAAUUUA
Messenger RNA from Mytilus trossulus (common blue mussel), 6008 nucleotides. RefSeq names its product nicastrin-like. The transcript is spliced from 16 exons. Gene Ontology annotation, biological process: protein processing; Notch receptor processing. Bases 17 to 2140 code for a protein of 707 amino acids. The record is from RefSeq and is a predicted model, not a curated record. Gene Ontology annotation, cellular component: plasma membrane. Lineage: Eukaryota; Metazoa; Mollusca; Bivalvia; Mytilida; Mytilidae.